Messenger RNA from Gavialis gangeticus (Gharial), 676 nucleotides. It is a transcript of the gene MAGOH, whose product is annotated as mago homolog, exon junction complex core component. Gene Ontology annotation, biological process: RNA splicing. The record is from RefSeq and is a predicted model, not a curated record. The transcript has 5 exons. Bases 82 to 522 code for a protein of 146 amino acids. Lineage: Eukaryota; Metazoa; Chordata; Crocodylia; Gavialidae. Gene Ontology annotation, cellular component: exon-exon junction complex; catalytic step 2 spliceosome; nucleus.
GCGUGACGCCAUCUCCUUGCGCCCACGUUGGGGGCGCGCAGUGCAUGCUGGUGCAGCGGAGGCUACGCGCGCUCGCUGGCAAUGGCGAGCGACUUCUACCUGCGCUACUAUGUGGGGCACAAGGGCAAGUUCGGGCACGAGUUCCUGGAGUUCGAGUUCCGGCCGGACGGAAAACUGAGAUAUGCCAACAACAGUAAUUACAAAAAUGAUGUAAUGAUCAGAAAAGAGGCCUAUGUGCACAAGAGUGUGAUGGAGGAACUGAAGAGAAUAAUUGAUGACAGUGAAAUAACAAAAGAAGACGAUGCUCUCUGGCCCCCUCCUGACAGAGUUGGUCGGCAGGAGCUUGAAAUUGUCAUCGGUGAUGAACACAUUUCUUUUACCACAUCAAAAAUCGGUUCACUUAUUGAUGUAAACCAAUCCAAGGAUCCAGAAGGAUUAAGAGUGUUUUACUACCUGGUCCAGGACCUUAAAUGUCUAGUCUUCAGUCUUAUUGGAUUACAUUUCAAGAUUAAGCCAAUUUAAAAAGUAUACCUUGAAAUUUGUAUUGUAGUAUGUGCAAAACACCCUCUGUUGCUUCUGACUUCUUGGUCUGAACUUUUAUGUAUGUUAGAAUUUUUUUACAAACUAAGUGAAUGUCUUUAAUAAAGAUGGUCAGAUCUGUAUUUUUAAUUUAAAA